Molecule: messenger RNA, 2214 nt
Organism: Sipha flava (yellow sugarcane aphid)
Lineage: Eukaryota; Metazoa; Arthropoda; Insecta; Hemiptera; Aphididae
Gene: Rop
Product: protein ROP
Exons: 11
Coding region: 206-1981 (591 amino acids)
Biological process (GO): intracellular protein transport; vesicle-mediated transport; neurotransmitter secretion
Cellular component (GO): plasma membrane; secretory granule
Molecular function (GO): syntaxin binding
Source: RefSeq, a predicted model, not a curated record
AUCUAACACAAUGUUGACCUUCGCGAUUUUAGAUUCUUUCGAAAUAUGAUCAACGUGUGUUUCAUUGGUUGGAUAUAUCAUUAUUCACAGUAAUUGUGCAGCUAAGUAUUCAAAACGCAUAGAUGGACAAAGAUCGUCGUUAAGAUUGCCGUUUAGCGGAGGCUGUUGGUCUAAUAUUUCUGAGGUGGUUUACGAAUAAUCAAAUAUGGCUCUGAAAGCUGUUGUUGGACAAAAAAUCAUGAAUGAGGUUAUCAAACAGAAAGGGUCGAAAAAAGGUGCCGAUAAAGGUGGUAUAGAAUGGCGCGUUAUGGUGGUUGACCAACUGGCGAUGCGAAUGAUAUCAGCUUGCUGUAAGAUGCACGAAAUCUCGGCCGAAGGGAUAACUAUUGUGGAAGAUUUGCAAAAGAAACGUGAACCAUUGGCUACAUUAGAAGCUGUGUACUUAAUAACUCCCAGUGAAAAAUCCGUAGCUGCUCUUAUUAGAGAUUUCUCUAGUCCUGGAAAAUCCAUGUAUAAAGCUGCUCAUGUUUAUUUUACUGAAGCAUGCCCCGAUGAGUUAUUCAACAAAUUAAGUUUGUCUCCAGUCGCAAAAUUCAUUAAAACUUUGGUGGAAAUUAACAUAGCGUUUAUAGCAUAUGAACAACAGGUAUUUUCUUUAGAUUCCCGUGAAACUUUUCAGUGUUACUAUAAUCCUUUGUUAGUAAGCAGUCGUGUACCUAAUAUGGAGCGCAUAGCAGAACAAAUUGCUACUGUUUGUGCUACAUUAGGAGAAUAUCCAUCAGUACGAUAUAGAAGUGACUUUGAACGCAAUGCUGAAUUAGCUCAGAUUGUUCAGCAAAAAUUAGAUGCUUACAAAGCUGAUGAACCAACAAUGGGCGAAGGUCCAGAAAAAGCUCGUUCACAAUUAAUUAUACUUGAUAGGGGAUUUGAUUGUGUAUCUCCAGUUUUACAUGAGCUCACUUUUCAAGCUAUGGCUUAUGAUCUUUUGCCAAUAGAAAAUGAUGUCUAUAAGUAUGAAGCCACUGCAGGAGCCGCUUUUAAAGAAGUGUUGUUGGAUGAAAAUGAUGAACUAUGGGUAGAGCUAAGACAUCAACAUAUUGCUGUUGUAUCUACAAACGUGACUAAGAAUUUAAAGAAAUUCAUUGACUCUAAACGCAUGUCAGCUGUUGGUGAAAGUAAAUCUUCCAUGCGUGAUUUGUCUACCAUGAUUAAGAAGAUGCCUCAAUAUCAAAAAGAAUUGAGUAAAUAUUCUACUCAUUUACAUUUGGCUGAAGACUGCAUGAAGUGUUAUCAAGGACAUGUCGAUAGACUGUGUAAAGUGGAACAAGAUCUUGCUAUGGGUACAGAUGCUGAGGGCGAGAAAAUCAAAGAUCAUAUGAGGUGCAUUGUACCAAUAUUAUUGGAUCAGAAUAUUUCCAGUAAUGACAAGAUGAGAAUCAUCAUACUGUAUGUUUUGUCUAAGAAUGGAAUAUCUGAAGAGAAUCUUAAUAAACUGGUACAGCAUGCUCAGUUAUCACCAGCUGAUAAACAAGCUAUUGUAAAUUUGAAUUUACUUGGUAUCAACACUAUUGUAGAUGGUAACAGGAAAAAACAAUACCAAAUAACACGUAAAGAGCGCAUCACAGAGCAGACAUAUCAAAUGUCUCGUUGGACACCUGUGAUCAAAGAUUUAAUGGAAGACUGUAUUGAAGACAAAUUGGAUGCCAAACAUUUUCCUUUUCUAGCUGGUAGAGCUGCUUCAUCUGGUUACCAUGCACCUACUAGUGCACGAUAUGGACACUGGCAUAAGGAUAAAGGUCAACAAUUAAUCAAAAAUGUACCCAGAGUUAUAGUGUUUGUGAUUGGAGGAGUUAGCUUUUCUGAAAUCAGAUGUGCAUACGAAGUAACAAAUAAUUUCAAAAACUGGGAAGUUAUAAUAGGUUCAUCACAUGUCCUUACUCCUGAAGACUUUCUUAACAACUUGUCUGCCUUGAGUCAAUAAGUAUUGUCCAUUUCUUCCACUCAUCACACUGUUAUUCUUUCGAAAUAUUAAUGUAGCCUUAAAUGUGACAUUAAAAAAAAAUUAAAUAAUAAUAUAGUAUAGGGUUAAUACUAGUCGAAAAAUAGUAAAAUGCCCUCAAAAACUAACUAGUUAUUUAUGAGUUUCAAGAACUUAACAGUAUUUAUAUUUAUUGAAAAACUUAUUUUUUUCAAAUUAUUCUUUAAUCUAGCUUU